This is a messenger RNA of Culicoides brevitarsis, 1329 nucleotides long. Its product is annotated as venom serine protease-like. The transcript has 3 exons. The record is from RefSeq and is a predicted model, not a curated record. Gene Ontology annotation, molecular function: serine-type endopeptidase activity. Bases 29 to 1225 code for a protein of 398 amino acids. Lineage: Eukaryota; Metazoa; Arthropoda; Insecta; Diptera; Ceratopogonidae. Gene Ontology annotation, biological process: proteolysis.
UUGGUUGUUUUUUUCUCAAAUUCUUAAAAUGAAAUCAGCAAUUUUUGUACUUUUCAUAAUUUUUCCUUCAAUUUUUGCUUUAUGGGAAGGUUGUGACUACUAUCAAACCCUUAAAUUAGGCGAACAAUAUACCAUUAGUUCCCCAAAUUAUCCAAAUUUCUACGGAAAAAAUCCGUUUUCAUGUCGUUGGACAGCAAAAGCUCCCACGGGAUACAUAGUAGCCUUCAGUUGCUACAUCGAGCUUCCUCAAAGUUCAAAUUGUAAUCGUGAUCGUUUGUUUUUAUCUCGAACUGGGGACCAAACCUUGCAACAAUCUGAAGCGCAUUGCGGUAAAAAGUGGUACGAAUGGGAUUCGUUCGAUGAAGAUGCAGUUCUGGCUCUUUAUGUGCCUUAUACGACUACUGGAGGAAGGUUCCAAUGUAAUUUAUCGGCUGUAAAAAAGACUUGCUCUUGUGGCAUUCGAAAUAAUGGAAGGAAAAAGAAUCCUUAUAUCGUUGGCGGGGAACCCACAGGCGUUAAUGAGUUUCCAUCAAUGGCGGUUUUGGUCGAUUUGACGAGUAGAAGUCAGUAUUGCGGGGGACUUAUCAUCACCAACCGUUUUGCAGUAACAGCAGUACAUUGCAUUGAAAAUAGAAAUCCGAGCCAAAGUGGACUUCUUGUGGGUGAUCAUGAUUACACUACAGGCUCCGAUACUCCUUACUCAGCUUUGUACAAUGUAAAUGCCUUCAUUCCUCAUGAAAAAUAUUCUCAGGCGACAAAGGAAAAUGACAUUGCUUUGGUCCAGACUCGAGAUUCGAUGACUUUUAACUACGGAGUUAGUCCUGUUUGUCUUCCUUUUAGGUACCAAUGGAGUAAUUUCACAAACGUUCAAGUUGAAUUCGUGGGUUAUGGCACCAAAGAAUUCGGAGGUCCUUAUUCAAAAGUUCCUCUCAAAACGACCGUGCGAGUCCUUUCCAACGAAAAUUGCGCCAAUCGCUACAACGGCGCCGAAAAAAUCUUCAAUUCCCAAGUUUGUGCCUUCGCGGGCGGUAAAGAUGCCUGUCAAGGAGAUUCAGGAGGUCCCAUGCUCUAUACAGACCCCAAAGGAAAUGUUUACGAUUUGGGAGUCAUUAGUUACGGCAAAGGAUGCGCUUCGAAUAUGCCAAGUGUGAAUACCCGAAUCACUUCGUACCUCAAUUGGAUUCUUGACAAAACGGGCGAUGAUUAUGAUUAUUGUUAUAUGUGAGAAAAGACUUUUUUUUUUGUUUUUGCAUUUUUGUUCAAUUAGUGAAAAAAAAAAAUAUGCAGGCUCGAAGAAUGUUUUUUUAAAUAAAUAUUAUUAAGAACAAA